AUGGCCAAGACCCUAACGACGAGGGGGGACGGGACGCCCAUCUUUGAAGCCCAGCAGUCCGGCACUAGCGCGAUCUUUCCGGCGCCACCUCGCUCCCAGAUACAACAGCUACAACAAUAUCCGACAAUUAGCGAAAGUAAGCAAAACCAGCAAGGGUUGGAUGUUGUACAAUCAAGGGGGAAAGUAACUACUGACUCUGUGUCGGAAGGGGGUCUUCGCAACGCGUCUACAGAAAAUGGAGCAAUAGUUGUUGGUAUGCUCGUCCAGUGUGGCGAAUGCGGAAAAAAAUUUAUCAACUCAUACUAUUUGGAAAAGCAUAUUAACAAACGCCAUAGGAGCGAUAUUCGCCAGUCAACCGUCACCCGGCUCGAAAACCCACAUAUGUCAACGCUUGGUACUAGCGCCUUUCACCAGGCCUUUGAUUCGGUCAGAACCGCCAUCUCAGCACCCUUAACAAUUCUUGAGCAGCAGCAACAGCAACAAAUUACCCAGCAACAGCAACUCUUGCAGCAACAGCAGACCCUGCAACAGCAGCAGCACCUCCUGCAGCAACAGCUCAGUCUACUUAGCGCCGCAGCAUUAAGAGCGUCUGACGCUCCAAAAACGACAGGCGAAAUCCAUCAGCCUCCUCCAAUGGCCGCUUCCGUUGGAGGCGCGCUUCUUGAAGAGGCGGGAGGUACCCUUGGCUCCGGACCAGGUAGGAACAGCUCUGCAUCUCCCGUCAUAGAUUACAGAGAACAAACAAUAUCUGAAGUAAAAAGCGACGUACAAAAAGAAAUCCAAAAAGCAGUCAAGCCACCGCAACAUCGCGAUACCGCAGCCGUGCUGCUUGACGAACUAAAGGAAGCAUCGCUGAGGGAAACGAAGAAAGGUCGGAGCAGGAGAGCAUCGGGCGGUGCUCCUUCGCGCACGACAGAGCAUAAGACGGCAGCGGAAGCAGUAGGACCUGCAGGAGUACAUCUUCCACUUCCACUGAGCGUUUCAGCGCAAAAGCUGGCAUAUAUGAGAGAGUUCAUGGCGAGAAGCCAACUUCCAGAUGUGCUGAGGCAUAACAACAAGCCCCCUCCAGAUGAGGUGGAGAAGCAGCUUGAGCUACCGCCAGGAACACUGUCCUGCCAACUGGCCAACUACCUGCUUCACCCAGCUGUCGCUGGGCAGCGAUCCGGGGUCACGACUUCCAACGCACCGCAAAACUCCGACAGUCUUAAUUUGCCUUGGCCGGCUCCGCACGGAGUCGGAGGAUGCUGUUAUCACCUACACAAGCCUCCCCCUCCCCCCAGAACGUUCUCUGUUAGGGCGAAAUUACAGCAACUCAUGCAGCGGUUCGCCAGUAAACCGGCUACUUCUCCUAUCGGCUGCCCUGAAACUCAACAAGCAAGUGCAGCUGCAAAUGUUCCCCUGCAAAGUCCCCGUCAGCGGUGGAAUCCACCUCCCGCUGUAGCUCCCACGAAGGUGGGUGUGCGCAAUUUGGGGAACAAUGCCCCUGUACGGCUUAAUGGGGCCCAGUUGGUGAUGCAGCACGGGGGUCAGGCUCGUAGUGUUUCAGUACCGCCGCUAGGGGCACAGAAGCAGCCGCAACAGAUCUUACCGUAUACUAUUGAUGGAGGAGCAGCUCAGUCCCCCGCAGGAGCGAAUCCCUUAACAGCGAACACGCCGAGGGUUGGCGUACUUCCUGUGGCUGCUCCGGGCGCACCACUUCGCAGCGAACCCGUCGGCCUAGCCCAGCAGCGACAGCAGCCCCCAGAGCAGAAUAUUGGACCCCGUGAGAAGUCGAAGUCUAUCACAGAGAGGGAGGUAGGAACUGUUUUACCGGCUCUAGCAUGGGGCGGCGACGAAGCAAUCCCGUCAGAAGAGGACCUAGCACUGCCUGAGCCUAAAUCGCCGUUCUAUCCAGCGAGGAACCCAGCCGAUGGCAACAAGGUGGCCCCAAUAUUUCCGCCCUGCAGCAGCUGGACUCCCAUAGAGCCGCCACCAACAGCAACGUCUGUUCCUCUCUCGGUCUUACAUGCAGCAUUAGCAGCUAACGGGAUGGCUAUUCCACCGCAUGCAGGUACAGCUGUGCCGGCGUCAGGGAGGCAAACAACCUCACAGGUCCAGCAGCAGCAAGCAAGCAACCAACUGCCCCCAGAUAAGCACCAGCUGCCGCAACCAGUGUUCACUCAGCAACUAGGGCCCCACUCCUUUGGAGUGGACUUCGUAGGAAGCCGCCUUCAAGCUGCAUCUACCAAUGAAGAGCUAAGUGGAGUGCAACUCAGAGCCCCUGAGAGCGCUUUCGGAGUUUUUGAAGGACAUGCAGGCGCCUCUGCUGCCCCGGGGCAAGGAGGGGCUCAAGGAAAUGCAGAGUAUCUGCCGUCCGCAAGGGGCAGCAGAACGCUUCCUGAAGAUGCCGGGUGGACUACAACGACCUACCAAGCUCAAAACGAUCUCGGUCCUUGGCAAUUCGCUGGGCUGACGUAA
Molecule: messenger RNA, 2457 nt
Organism: Eimeria mitis
Lineage: Eukaryota; Apicomplexa; Conoidasida; Eucoccidiorida; Eimeriidae
Exons: 5
Coding region: 1-2457 (818 amino acids)
Source: RefSeq, a predicted model, not a curated record